GUGGGGAGGAAGAGGACCUGGUUUCCGUUGCGUGACAACCAUGGAAACACCCCACGACAAAGCUAUAAAGUCACGCCAGCUCUCCGCCCUGAUGGCCGAAUCCCCCGACCCGCCGCCGCCGCGAUCCCGACGGCCGCAGUCGCCGGAGCUUACGGGGCAGCCGCGGAAGCCGGCCGACGACGCUGAGGAGAUGGUGUUGGCGAGGCGGCCCCUCAGAGAUUCGCCCCCCGCUCCGUCUUGGUUCACGCCGAAACGGUUGCUUAUCAUCUUUUGUGUGAUUAACAUGUUAAAUUACGUGGAUCGAGGAGUGAUAGCCAGUAAUGGUGUGAAUGGUAGUCGGAGGACUUGCACAAAGGAUGGAAAAUGCACUUCAGGCAGAGGAAUCCAGGGGGACUUUGACUUGAAUAAUUUUCAGGAUGGUAUCUUGUCAUCUGCAUUUAUGGUUGGACUUCUCGUUGCUUCCCCUAUAUUUGCUUCAUUAGCAAAGAGUAUCAAUCCGUUUAGGCUCAUCGGGGUUGGACUAUCUGUUUGGACACUGGCUGCAGCUGGGUGUGCUAGUUCAUUUAGCUUCUGGUUUAUUGCGAUAUGCCGGAUGCUGGUUGGAGUUGGGGAGGCUUCUUUCAUAAGUCUUGCAGCGCCUUUUAUAGAUGACAAUGCUCCCGUUGCUCAGAAAACAGCAUGGCUUGCAAUGUUUUACAUGUGUAUACCGACUGGAGUAGCUUUGGGCUACGUCUACGGAGGAUUCGUCGGAGAUCAUUUCAAUUGGCGGUAUGCAUUUUGGGGCGAGGCUGUGUUGAUGUUUCCAUUUGCUGUUUUGGGAUUUGUAAUGAAGCCUCUGCAGCUAAGAGGUUUUGCUCCUGUUGAGUCAAAAAAGUCAAUGGCAUCCAUUGAAACAGUUGCGAUUGCGAGUGAAGAUGCAUCAAGUAUUAUUAAUCCCUCUAAACUGGUUGGAGAUGAAGAUACUGGCAGUGAACCUUAUCCUGAGCCAGCCAAGGGCUGUUUGUCCACAGUCUGGAAUGAAGUAGCAAGAUUUUCAAAAGAUAUGAAAGCACUUCUGGUUGAUCAAGUUUUUGUUGUGAAUGUUUUGGGUUAUAUUGCCUACAACUUCGUCAUUGGAGCAUACUCAUAUUGGGGACCGAAGGCUGGUUAUAACAUCUAUCAUAUGAGUAGUGCAGAUAUGAUGUUUGGUGGAAUUACCAUCAUCUGUGGGAUUUUUGGAACAUUAGCUGGCGGAUUUAUCCUUGAUCGCAUGAACGCGACCAUCCAUAAUGCUUUUAAGCUUCUUUGUGGAGCAACCUUUCUAGGUGCUGUUUUCUGCUUCACUGCCUUCUGUCUGAGGAGCUUGUAUGGUUUCAUAGCUCUUUUUGCACUAGGAGAGCUACUUGUUUUUGCUACACAGGCUCCGGUUAAUUAUGUCUGUCUCCAUUGUGUCACGCCAAGUCUAAGACCAUUAUCAAUGGCUAUUUCAACUGUCGCUAUUCACAUCUUUGGUGAUGUGCCAUCGUCACCACUUGUUGGGGUUUUCCAGGAUCAUGUCAAUAAUUGGAGGGAGACAGCACUAGUUCUGACAUCGAUUUUGUUUCUUGCUGCUGGAAUUUGGUUUAUAGGGAUCUUUCUUAAAAGUGUGGAUCGGUUUAACGAGGAUAGUGUAACUCAAGCACCCACAACUGAGAAAGCCAACUUGAAACCAUUGCUUGACGGGAACAGAAAUGCUGUUCCAGAGAGCGUAAAUGAAGUAUGACGCAUCGACCAAAACACUCUGGCAUGUGCUCGUGUCUUUUCCCUUCGUGACCUACGUGCAGCAAGGCAUGCUAGGAUCUCGUAUUCAUUGGGAGACUCUGUGAUUAGAUUGUACAUAUAAGGGCUUUGGGGGGCGGUUCAUGCUAGAGCUUGAUGCACAACACACGGUCGUCGACAUUGAAGAUGAUGUAGAUAAAAGAUUUGUCUGCAAUGGUGAAGCCAUGCUAAGGUCUAAAUUUUAUGGAUUUGAGUCUUUUGAUUUGUUUUGCAAGUUCUUGGACAGGUUUUGUUCAUUAAAUAAAACGACAGAAGAAAUCUCAAGCUUUUUUGGAGUACAUAUUUUCUGAUAUGUUGCUUUCCUUUCCAAGGGAUUUGUAAAUAAUCUAAUGCUUCAGCUUGUAAUAUUCUUUGAAAUUCGUUUGGGC
This is a messenger RNA of Syzygium oleosum, 2165 nucleotides long. Its product is annotated as probable sphingolipid transporter spinster homolog 2. Gene Ontology annotation, biological process: transmembrane transport. Gene Ontology annotation, cellular component: membrane. Gene Ontology annotation, molecular function: transmembrane transporter activity. The record is from RefSeq and is a predicted model, not a curated record. Bases 41 to 1741 code for a protein of 566 amino acids. Lineage: Eukaryota; Viridiplantae; Streptophyta; Magnoliopsida; Myrtales; Myrtaceae. The transcript is spliced from 17 exons.